CUGGCUGCUUCGCAACAGUAGAAAGCAUCUCGUGGCACGGAAGAUGUCGCGCCAGCCACGCCAGAAAAAGGAUGAAGCUGCCUCCGCUUCCGGGAAAAAGUCUAUGUUCCAUCGAGUGCGCCAAGCUCAAAUCACGGGUCGCGUGACGACAUGGAGAGCUCUUCCAUCAGGGUCCAUGGGGUCCGGUCUCCGUGGCAUGCCCCUGCUUGUCCACCCCAACAUUGACUCGCUUCUUCCAGUGCUGGGGGCACAUCCAAAGCGGUUGCUGAAGCAGAUGAACCAUAUUGACGCACUUCUCAAUGCUCGUAAGCUCUCGGACGUUGUGGUGCCCCUGCAGACCCUCAGUCGCUCCAUCGUCCCGCCGUCGGGGGUGCCUACGCGAAAGGAAGAUCGAGACAAUUUCAUUCAAAUGGGCGGCCCCGAGUUGCUCCAACGGAUCUUGUUUGCAAUUCUUCGAGACCGAACCAUGGAACUCUUUCCCGGCGCGCGUGCCCCUGCAAUGUCGUCUCGGCCAUUGCACUACUCGUACCGAGAGGAAUCUGCUCGGCGGCGCAGUCGGAUGGCUGGUUCGGACGUGCCGACGCAAGACAAGCUGACGGCACUGGCGGAAGCGCUCAACUUUCUCCGGGAACUGUGCUUCGUGGCGCCAAGUCUGGCGGAGGAGCUGGGGCAGAACGACAAACUGACGAUCGUACUAUUCCAGCUCAUGGGAAACACCAUCUUCUUUGAGCACGCGGCGGGGCUGGUCGAGGAGAUCCUGAGCGUUCGAGACGUCUCGUUCGACUUGAGUCUUGUUCCGGACUUCCACGCGACGAUCCAGACGUUUUCUUCCCGGCAAUUGGCGUUCUUCUGCCGCAUCUUGGCGCUGGUUGUGUUUGAGCCCGAGGACCGCCGGUUGCUUGAGAAUUCGCGCGUGAUCAAGUCGGUCGAGUUGCUCCGGCUGCGCCGAGAACGCAUGCAUAAAGCAGACAACACGGUCGACCGCAACCACGCCCUCCUCUUCCGCGCACCGGCCGUCCUGAACCGCCUCAUGCUCGUGCUCCAGCUCCAGAACUAUUUUUUUGCCAUCAACCCUGCGUACGAUCCGUACUCGCAGGAGAUUCAGUCGUCGACAGAGUGGGCGAUGCUCUUUUCCCUCGAACAGCAGGAGGAAUGGGAGAUGCUGAGCAGUCCAACCGUCGCCACCGUACUCCGAGAAGCCAUGGAGAACGCGGACGCCCCUGAAAAUGCCACGUCGUCCGCCGAUCAAAGCCUGUUCAACCUGAGCUCUACAUACUUUCGAUCUUUAAUGUCGCGGCAGCGGCUCCAGCACCAACGGUCCGUGGCGGCGCUGAACCGGAGCGAUGUCGAGGCGGAGCUGCUGGUGAAAAGCAUCGCGCUUGCGCCGUUCCGUGUUGAAGUGCUGUUUGUCAUCUGCACCCUCUUGAGCUCGAAGCGAAAGGUCGACUUCCAGGACACGCUGGCCGAGAUGGGGCUCGUGGACAUUUUGAACCAAAUGUUUUUGCGGCUCAAGUGGAACGAGCCGCCGCCGACACCGCCGUCGCAACCGCUGCAUGGCCCAGGGUGCGAGUGCAGCAUGGAUGCCAGUUUGAAGAUUCAAUUUCUGCGGCUGAUUCACAACUUUUGCGACCGCGACGUCCAAGACCACUCGAACAAGUUGCUGUUGCUGUCUCCCGACGAACGACGCAGUGUGCAGACGGGCGACCGGUUGGACCCCGCGCGACUUGACAAAGGGCUGCUGUGCAAAAUCAUCGACGUGCUCGUCGUCCAGCCCGCCGACAGCAUCUACCGCUUUUGGCUCGCAUCGUGUGUCGAGUCGUUUCUGCGGCGGUCGUCGCCGGCAGAGCAAUUGUUUGUCGCGCGCUCGCCGUUGUUGGCAGCAUUGCUCAAGGAAAUUUUGAGUUGCGGGUUCAAACCGUCGGGCAGUUUGCAGUCGGCGUUUGACUUGCUCGGGGAAAUGACCAAGAACAACCCAACGACCCUCGUCAUCUUGUGCGACUCGAUGGACGACUAUCAGUUCGCCUCGUUCAUGCAGGUUGUUGUAGCCAACCUGGUCGACUCGAAUGUUUUCGUGCGCUCCGUCCUGCUGUCGGUCGAGAACCAUCCCCGUACGAUGGAGCUGUACCCGUCGCUGUCGCGCGUGUUUGAGUUUUUACGCAUGAAUACGGUCCGUCUCUUGCGCAAUUUGAUGUCGAUUAUCACGAUGGACGACAUCAACCACGAAAACAUUUGCUGUCUCAACACGGCCGUCGUCAUGCUCGUUUUUGAGUUUCGCAAGCAUCGGUUGCCACGCAUGCUCGAGGCGCUGCGGCAACAAGAAGCCGAAGUCGGCGACUCGGCCGUGAAUUUGUGCCUGAACUUUCGCACGCUCCUUUGGUUUUGGAUCCAGUACUACAUUCCCCGCGGCCGCGACCGACUCAGCCUCGAGCACUCGUCCGACAUGAAGUUUAAGGAAUGGUACCAUGUCGUCGCUCUCCUCUGCGCUGACGAUGGCUCUCCGUCGGCGCUCCUGCCCGCGCCGACAUUGCUACCGGCGACGCCAUAUCUUGUCCACCACAUGACCAACCAACCGACGACGUGUCCACCGCAGCGGUCUCGGCCCAUGUAAUGCCUUGAAUCAACUAUCGCUCGUGGAAUCGAGCCGUGUCUGGAAUGUCC
Molecule: messenger RNA, 2658 nt
Organism: Aphanomyces invadans
Lineage: Eukaryota; Oomycota; Saprolegniomycetes; Saprolegniales; Verrucalvaceae
Exons: 9
Coding region: 44-2608 (854 amino acids)
Biological process (GO): ubiquitin-dependent protein catabolic process
Cellular component (GO): Cul4A-RING E3 ubiquitin ligase complex
Molecular function (GO): phosphatase binding
Source: RefSeq, a predicted model, not a curated record